AUGCUAAUAAUGGCAAAAGUGCCAGCGAUUGGUAUUGAUUUGGGAACCACUUACUCAAGGGUUGCUGUUUAUCAGCAUGGUAAAGUGCAGAUCAUUGCUAAUGAUCAAGGUAUUUGCACUAUACCUUCCUAUGUGGCCUUUAAUAGCACCGAGAAAAUGAUUGGGGAAACGGCUAAGAAUCAGGUGGCGAUGAAUCCGUUAAACACUGUGUUCGACGCCAAACGAUUGAUUGGCCGUCGCUUUGACGACUCUUCAGUUCAGUCAGAUGUGAAGUACUGGCCCUUUGAUGUUUUCUCAGCCGACGGCAAACCUAAGAUUAGAGUCGACUAUAUGGGGCAGGAAAAGCAGUUAUUCCCUGAAGAAAUUUCUGCCAGAGUGUUAGCUCAUAUGAAGGAGAUAGCAGAGACAUAUCUCGGCAAACCGGUGACCAAUGCUGUGGUUACGGUCCCGGCGUAUUUCAAUGACAGUCAAAGGCAGGCUACUUUGACCGCAGGAAACCUAUGUGGGCUAAACGUGUUGCAGAUCAUUAAUGAACCGACGGCUGUGGCCAUCGGUUACGGCCUAAGUAAUAAAGACCAGGGUGAGAGAAAUGUGCUGAUCUUCGACUUAGGCGGUGGUGCAUUCGAUGUGUCGAUUGUUGCCAUAAAUAAUGGUCAUAUAAACGUAAAAUCUACGGUCGGGGACACACAUUUAGGAGGUAUAGACUUUGACAACCGAUUAGUUGAUCAUUUCGUACAGGAAUUCAAACGCAAAUAUAAUAAGGAUUUGACUGUCAGUAAGCGUGCAAUGUGCCGAUUGAGAGAAGAGUGUGAACGAGCAAAGAGAACCCUCUCUUUUAUGACACAUACGUCGCUGAACAUUGACGCUAUCUUUGAGGGAAUCGAUUUUUGUGCGACCAUCACUAGAGCUCGAUUUGAAGAACUGAAUGCCGAUCUGUUCCGCACGACCUUAGAACUUGUAGAAAAAUGCCUACGAGAUGUAAAUUUGGGUAAGACUGAAGUGCACGACAUAGUAUUAACAGGUGGGUCGACACGUAUCCCAUAUAUUCAAAAGCUGUUGCAGAACUUUUUCAAUGAUAAAGUGUUGAACAAAAGCAUAAGUCCAGACAUGGCGAUCGUAUCCGGUGCUGCCAUACAGGCUGCAGUCCUGAGCGGAGACAAACACACAGCCAUUCAAAAUUUCAUAGUGAAGGAUGUGAUGCCACACUUGUUGUAUAUUGAGAUGCCCCACAUGACCACUCUAAUCAAAUGUAAUACACCGAUUCCCAUCAAACAGACCCAGACGUUUACCACAUACUCAAAUGACCGAUCUGUAGUCCUGAUCCUUGUCUAUGAGGGUGAGAAUCCGGGGGCCAACGAAUACAACUUUGUGGGCAGAUACGAGCUAACCUGCAAUGACUCAGCCUCUAGAGGAAUACAUCCGAUUGAGGUAACAUUUGAGAUCAACUCUAACGGCAUACUCAUCGUGUCAGCUGUUGACCAUAGUAUAGUGGUCGGUAAACUGGUCAACGAAAACCAAGACCCUAAAGAGAUAAGUAAUGCUGUAAGUCUCGCUGUUGACAAUGUUAAAAUCAUUGAGAAUCGUGACUACUGUGAAGUCUGUAAUGACUUUGGCGAUUUAUUUGUCUGCGAUACGUGUCCGCGCGCUUAUCAUCCAUUAUGUAUGACGAUCGAAAGGACAGUCUCUAUAGAUAUCUGGAGUUGUCAGUACUGCAUAGCGAAUGGGUUAUCAUUCCCAUCACCGGCUCCCCCAGCGUUAAAACACACAGUAAGCGUGCAGGCCGGGCGGCCGAUACUGUGGGAAAAAGAGAACCGACGCAACAUUCAGAGUGCCAUUGAUAGCGCGGCGAUUGCAGCAGAUAAGUACCCAAAUGAGAUUUAUCAAUGCAAAUACAUAGGCUGUGGUUACAAUUUUGUAACCAAAGAGGCACUAGUUGAACACUAUUUGUCACCGCACUCGACACAGAUCGAUAAAGCAGAGGAGAGCAAACGUACUCGUCCUGCAAGUCAACGCAUGGGCAACUGUGACGAUUUGGAUGUGUCGGUUGAUAACACGGUUGAAAGGAAAAAGGUCAGUGGACUUUUAUCUACACCCGUAGUCAAAGCAACAUCGCACGUUAGCGCUGCGUGGCCCAUAUUAAUUAUUCCAGAAGAUACCAGUAGCCCUAUUAGUAGUUGUCAAUCAAUUAAGUUGUCAACUUGCGCAACCAUCAGCCUAUCGGCCGAGAAAAACUUGCCAAACGACUCGAUUAUUGAUACAGAUGACGGCGAAUGUGAUGUCUUCGCCGGUUGUGAUGACCGUGGCAGACAAAAUGACAUCCAUAAAGUAUAUGGUCAGUUCUAUACGUGUGACGAACUGGACUUGCAAGGAAAAAGAUCACAUUAUAUGGGCGAACUAAUGGCGAUAUUAUACUAA
Molecule: messenger RNA, 2415 nt
Organism: Medioppia subpectinata
Lineage: Eukaryota; Metazoa; Arthropoda; Arachnida; Sarcoptiformes; Oppiidae
Source: the annotation of a GenBank genome assembly